AUUGUCAAUUUGUCAACACUAGACUCCCGACUGUCAGAUUCACAUGUAAAAAUAGUGGGGUUAUAAAAAUACAUACGAGGCAUUUUUUUAUUCCAACUUUCAUUGAGCCGGUGACAUAUAAGAAGUAUUCAUAAAAUGGUGAAAAAGAGGUCAUUUGUGGCUGCUGAAACUCCGGUGCAGCAUUUCAAAUCAGUUGAAGUUAUUGCUGAAGAUGUAACUAAUCACCCCCUAUGUAUGCACGGCCCAACAUUGCUGUUUUCUAGUGAAAAGGGCCGUUUCUUCGCGUGUGCUUCUUGUAGAAACAAGAAGGAUUGCACCGUGCAUAUUGAUGAGGAUGAUUGGCAGAAAGAAGGCGUGAGGCAGAGAAAUGAAAAGUACUACAAACUUAUUCCGAAGUUGGAUAAGGCAGCAGCAUGGAAUCAUUUUAAAGAGGUAAAAUCGAGGCACCCGUCUGACAGGGCUUACUGCCACACAUGCCAAGAACUAUUCAUAGUGUCCCAGAGCAGGAAGCAUCUCAAAGACCACAGAAUUGUUCUACAGCUAACGGAUGAGCAACUUGCACACCCCACUACAUUUUUACUGCCUCUUGAAAACGAUCAGCAGGAGGCACAAUAUACAUUCACUAAAAAAUCUGCCAGCACUGUUCUUGGAAUACUUAAGAAUAACAAAAUAAGCAACAUCCUAUGCAUUGGUACACCAUCAAUACAUGAAGCAGUGCAAGAGAAUCCAGAUUUCGACUCCUUACUCCUGGAUUAUGACACUCGUUACCAGCAGUUCUACCCAAACAACAAGUUCCUGUGGUACAAUAUGUUUAAUAACUACCUGUUCAAUUUGAAUGAGGAUGAGAAAGUGUUGAAGAAAUUUCUUAAAAGCACAAGGAACAAAGGUCUCGCCAUAGUAAUGGACCCACCAUUUGGCGGUCGCGUGGAACCAUUGAUACAGACUAUAAAAGAACUGUCCAAUAUGUACAACAAAAUAUGUGAAAGUGAAGACAAAAUAUUACCAGUGAUCUGGGCAUUUCCUUACUUCGCUGAACCUUAUAUUAAAAACAUGUUACCGGAGAUCAAAAUGCAUGACUAUCAAGUUGAAUAUCAAAACCACAAGAAAUUCCAAAACAAAAAGGGCGGGCGGAAAUUCGGGUCGCCAGUUCGUUUCUUCACAAACCUACCAUUUUCUACCAUUGACCUGUCAAACGACAGUAGUUAUAAACUUUGCAAUAAGUGCAAAUAUUGGGUGUCCACAACAAAUGUACACUGCAACAAGUGUAAAGAGUGUACAAGUAAGAAUGGAAUGACUUAUAAACAUUGUCACGUGUGCAAGAGGUGUGUGAAACCAACAUACAAACAUUGUGAGACUUGCAGCAGGUGUUGCCAGGAGAAACACAUAUGUGGCAUAGUUGUGGAGUCACAGUCUUGCUACAACUGCAAUGAAAAAGGACACAAGAAGUCAGAAUGCCCACAGAAAGAUGGUAGUAGCGCAAAUAAAAAACGCAAGUCAAAUUAAAUGUUUGUUUAAUAAAUAACAAAUAAUACAGUA
This is a messenger RNA of Pararge aegeria (speckled wood butterfly), 1536 nucleotides long. RefSeq names its product rRNA N6-adenosine-methyltransferase ZCCHC4. Gene Ontology annotation, cellular component: nucleolus; cytoplasm. Gene Ontology annotation, molecular function: zinc ion binding; nucleic acid binding; rRNA (adenine-N6-)-methyltransferase activity. Lineage: Eukaryota; Metazoa; Arthropoda; Insecta; Lepidoptera; Nymphalidae. The record is from RefSeq and is a predicted model, not a curated record. The transcript is spliced from 6 exons. Gene Ontology annotation, biological process: rRNA methylation. Bases 136 to 1503 code for a protein of 455 amino acids.